Daphnia carinata is the source of this 665-nucleotide messenger RNA. RefSeq names its product protein mago nashi homolog (gene mago). Gene Ontology annotation, biological process: RNA splicing. Bases 124 to 567 code for a protein of 147 amino acids. The record is from RefSeq and is a predicted model, not a curated record. Gene Ontology annotation, cellular component: nucleus; exon-exon junction complex; catalytic step 2 spliceosome. NCBI's taxonomy places the organism in Eukaryota, Metazoa, Arthropoda, Branchiopoda, Diplostraca, Daphniidae. The transcript has 4 exons.
GGAAUGUGUUUAGGGACUGAGCACAAAACUUGUUUGGGCACUGGAGGAGGGGAAAGCUAGCAGUACAAGCAAGUAGCGUGGGUUAACUUUCACCGAAAACUUUAUCCUAAAUUAUUAAACAUAAUGCCGAAAAGUGAAUUUUAUUUAAGAUAUUACGUUGGACAUAAAGGAAAAUUUGGCCAUGAAUUUCUCGAGUUUGAAUUCAGACCUGACGGCAAACUGAGAUACGCCAAUAAUUCCAAUUACAAAAAUGACACAAUGAUUAGAAAAGAGGCUUAUGUUCAUCAAAGUGUUUUGAAUGAACUGAAACGAAUCAUUGAAGAUUCUGAAAUCCUUCAAGAAGAUGAUUCUUUGUGGCCAACACCAGAUCGUGUUGGAAGGCAAGAACUUGAAAUUGUAAUGGGAGAUGAACAUAUUUCAUUUUCUACAUCCAAGAUUGGUUCCCUUGUAGAUGUCAAUCAAUCCAAGGAUGCUGAUGGAUUACGUGCAUUUUAUUAUUUAGUCCAGGAUUUGAAAUGCUUAGUAUUCUCACUUAUUGGUCUCCACUUUAAGAUAAAACCCAUUUAAAGUUUUGGACUGUGAUUUGUGUUGUACUCCUGUCAUUUUUCCAUUAAACUAUCCCGCAAGGUGUAUGUUUUUCCAGAUUAAUAAAAAGAUUUCUUGAA